AUUCGUCGAGUGAAAUAUGCUUUUCUUUGAUUAUUUGUCAUUAUUUUUUUGUUUUCGUAAAAAAAUAGCACUUCAAAAAUAUGAAAGCGUUGUACCAAGCAAUCAUACUUCUCGGUUUGUUAAAGCUACUGACCUCAAUAGAAUUAACGACAAUAAAUAACACAAAAUGUGUAGACUGUUCGCAGGACAAACAGGUUAAAUGCAUAAUUGAAGAUACAGGAUUUGAAUGUUUCAACGAGCACUCGAUGAAGAUAAUCACAGAAAAGCCAUUAAAACCGAAGCCUCCAAGUACCGAAAAUUUGGAUGUAUGCAUACCAAAAGGCCUGAAGAUUCUUUGCAUUGAUGAGAGCAACUUUCUGAAAGUCAUCGUUUGGUCGCCAAAACUUGGAUGUCAAAUAGUACACAGAGAGUACCCAAAUAGGGAUACGUGUUUCACUGCCAGCCUUAUCUGUCCGUGUGUUGAGACCCACAAGGGAUCCGGAAAAGCGCAGGUCACCUAUAGUUUGCCACUUAUAGUAACCCUGUACUUAAUAACCUUGUGCAACCCAAGAUAACUAAAAUAAAUAGAUCGACAAUACAAUUUUGAAUAUACUAAAGUCUCC
This is a messenger RNA of Drosophila simulans, 602 nucleotides long. RefSeq lists its product as uncharacterized. The transcript is spliced from 2 exons. The record is from RefSeq and is a predicted model, not a curated record. The coding region runs from base 81 to 554 and encodes 157 amino acids. NCBI's taxonomy places the organism in Eukaryota, Metazoa, Arthropoda, Insecta, Diptera, Drosophilidae.